Molecule: messenger RNA, 1109 nt
Organism: Pollicipes pollicipes
Lineage: Eukaryota; Metazoa; Arthropoda; Thecostraca; Pollicipedomorpha; Pollicipedidae
Product: neural proliferation differentiation and control protein 1
Exons: 5
Coding region: 156-593 (145 amino acids)
Cellular component (GO): membrane
Source: RefSeq, a predicted model, not a curated record
CCACCCCGGCCGGGCCGGCGGUGACGGCCGGUCGGCGCGGCGACCCGGAGGAGGUCAGCCACGAGCAGCCCCGCCAGAAGAAGACCUCGGCCGACACGCAGGUGGUGCGGGUGCAGGCGGACACCCUGCUCUCGCCGGCCCCCAACAGGGACAACAUGGCCGACAUCUACUUCAUCGUGACGGUAGCAGGGAUAUGCGCCAUGGCCAUCGGCGUCACCGUGGCUGGAGGCUUCUGCUACCACAGGCUGCAGAAGCGGGCCAAGGCGGCCGGCGACGCCGAGUACCCGGCCUACGGCGUGACCGGACCCAGCCGCGACCUCAGCCCCUCUGGCGACCGCAAGCUGGCCCAGUCGGCUCAGAUGUACCACUACCAGCACCAGAAGCAGCAGAUGAUGGCCAUGGAAAAAACCCACAACGGCCGGCACGGCUCCGCCUCGGAUGUCGACUCGGAGGAGGAGAACGAGGAGGGCGACUACACCGUCUACGAGUGUCCCGGCCUGGCGCCGACGGGUGAGAUGGAAGUGAAAAACCCGCUGUUCCAAGACGAUCAGACUCCCGCCCCAACUACUCUUGCCGACGCGAACGGCAAGUAGGGCGGUGGAGCGGCCGUACACCCAGCGCCCUCUGGUCCUGGAACGGCAGCCAGCGCCCUCUGGUCCUGGAACGGCAGUCAGCGGCCUCUGGUCCUGGAACGGCAGCUAGGACCAUGUGGUGCCGGAACGGCAGCCAGCACCAUCUGGACCCAGAACUGCUGCCACUCCGUCCUGUUCUGGAACCGUGGCUAGCGCCAUCUGGCCGCGGAACGGCACCCAACACAAUCUGGGUCCGGAACAGAGGCCAUGACAUGAAGAAUGGAGGUGGUAGAAGGCGCUCUCUGGUGCUGCACACUUCCUGGACUUGGACGGGCUCCAGCACCUUCCGUUUCCAGGCUAGAGGUAAACGAUGUUGUGGGGCUGGCGGGUGGCGCCCCCCCCCCCCCUCUUACGCUGGGUCUUUUGGGACGGACCAGGUUCUGUUUACACUCGUACCGACGGGCCUCACCAGGCUUGGCAGGCUGCUGUGGUGGUCUUGCCGUUUGUGUUGUCUAAAAUACAGCAUACACUGAUGUA